AUGACAAAGGAAUUGGAUCGGAAAGAAUUACCUUCACAUAAGGAAUACUAUGAUAAAUUCAACACGCCUACUAGGAGUGAAUGUAAGUCCCUUGGUGGCGAUUUCCAACAAUGGGAUGGUCAAUUACAGAAUGGAUUGAGUGAAUACCAUAAAAUUACUACCGACGCUAAGAAAAUCGCAAAUGCCUAUUGCUUCGCAUGUACACAGAAUAAGCCAUCAAGCUACAAAAAUAAAGAACCUUGUGAAUUUUUUUAUUACUGGUUGGGGGAUAAGUACUGGAAUGACUUAGGGAAUCAUACAUUUUCAAACCUUUUGAACAAAAUUUACCAAACGCUGCAUACAUCUUCUCAUACGAAUCUAUGUAGAACUAAAUACGAUGAUGUUCCCCGGGAACUUUUCCAACAAAGAAAAACACUAUUCGAGUGGUGGCAUAACCACAGUGUUUUACAAUCACUUAUACAAGGCAGUAACUCCGAAUGUAGUGAACAAUAUGGCCAUCACAUAGAAAAAGCUUUUUCAUCCUAUUUUUCUGUAAGCGCAUUUUGUACUGAAAACAAAAGCAAAAGUGAUUCUUACUGUAUGCAAUUUUGGACAGAACAAAAUCAGAAAGACAAUUUGGCGAAACUGCUAAAAUUACAAUGUGAAUCAGAAUCUAAACUGCAAACUAUGGAAGAAGGAAGUAGGACAUGUGCCCAAGAAAAGGAGACACUAACAAAAGAGAAGCAGUCUGAAGCACAGGCAACACUCUCUCAAGCACAAACAGCAGCAUCCUUAGCAAAAGAAGAAGCCGUUCGUUCUGCUACCACCACUUCCUCCCUUUCUUCUAUCUUUGGCACACUCGGAAUGACAGUCGCUCCCUUCUUAUUGUAUAAGUAUAAGCCAUGGUCUUCCUGGAUCGGUAACCAUUCUGGAAAUGGAAGAAGCACAAGAAAGAGAAGGUCCGCUGAGGGCACCUUUGAUACAUUCACAGAAAACAGCUCAACAUACGAUUCAGAAACUGAAUCAAUAGUAGAUGACUCCACGACAGAAAAUUCCACCACACUACGUUCUGCUACAUACACAGCACAGUCUACCAGGGGAGGGAGAACAAGAAAUAAUGCGGGCCGCGGGAUAGUAGGUUAUCAGAACAUGUAA
This is a messenger RNA of Plasmodium coatneyi, 1134 nucleotides long. RefSeq names its product KIR-like protein. The transcript has 3 exons. Lineage: Eukaryota; Apicomplexa; Aconoidasida; Haemosporida; Plasmodiidae. The record is from RefSeq and is a predicted model, not a curated record. Bases 1 to 1134 code for a protein of 377 amino acids.